AUGACUCAAAUGAUGGCCCCCCAUCGUCGUUCCGCUUCCUCUUCUCAUCUUCCCAAAUCAAAGACGACUGUGACCGCUCGUCCUGGUGCCCAUCGUCGCGGCACCUCGGCCAUUACCCUCUCCAUCUCCAAAUUGGGUUCAGGUCAUUCACCCCGAUCGCAUUCCCGGGGAACUAUCACGGCCGACGACGAUUUAGAUAUGGCCGCCAGCUUUUUGAACUUUUGCUGUCGCCGCAAGGACUCUGCAAAGCCACUCUCGGCCUCUGUUCCACCUCAAUCAACACUAGCCACCAACCAUCACCAUCAUUAUCGUCAUUCCUCCCCAUACACAAACACUUCUAGCACGCCCAUCCCUAUGUCCGUGUCACCACCAACAUCACCUCCUCUGUCCCCGCGGACCAUCGUCGCCCCCAUGACUCCCACUCGAGUCCCAUCAUCUAUUUCCGCCUCGCUGCCCAGCAUCAGGAUACCUCCUGCCAUCCACAACGCCAAGUCAGAUCUUGACCCCACCGAAUGGAAGCCCGUAUUAGGUCCCCGCGCCAUCAGCAUCACCGGUACCACCGGUGUCAGCCCGCUCGCCACCUCGGAUGCCUGGAGCUACCUCUCGCACUUUCACGGUGGCGCCUCGACUAUGCUCGCGCGUCGCCCUCAUCGCAGCACUACUAGUCUCUCCGCUCUCGACGGGGCACCCACUCCUUCUCUAACCCAUGCCGCCUCUGUCGCAUCGUCCGUGUCCAGCACCGCUUCUUCGGAUGAGCACAAACCCGAGCACGAGCAUGGGUAUGAGUACGGAGGACCCUCCCCCCUGGCUCACCGUCCCCUCCCACCCCGUCACAACCCUUCUUUCUCGCUGUCUCAUGCGGUCGAGAAUGGCGUGGCCUUGGUGGUUCCGCACGUUGCCGCGGUGGCUGUCCAGGAUGUUGAGAGUGACAGUGGCUCCAUCUUCCCUGCCAGCAGUGCCGUGUGGGAAGACGAUGCAAAGACUAAGCGAACUUGCCCGAUUCUGAUGCGCGGGUCCGCUCAGAAAGGCAAGGCCUAG
Molecule: messenger RNA, 1038 nt
Organism: Penicillium oxalicum
Lineage: Eukaryota; Fungi; Ascomycota; Eurotiomycetes; Eurotiales; Aspergillaceae
Exons: 2
Coding region: 1-1038 (345 amino acids)
Source: RefSeq, a predicted model, not a curated record